Messenger RNA from Formica exsecta, 888 nucleotides. Its product is annotated as ATP-binding cassette sub-family F member 2-like. Gene Ontology annotation, molecular function: ATP binding; ATP hydrolysis activity. The transcript has 3 exons. The record is from RefSeq and is a predicted model, not a curated record. Bases 231 to 860 code for a protein of 209 amino acids. NCBI's taxonomy places the organism in Eukaryota, Metazoa, Arthropoda, Insecta, Hymenoptera, Formicidae.
GACGGUUGGUUGCCUCCAUCAUUAAAUGCACGUGUGUUAGCCUGUCGCACGGCACGUUCGAUUUUUGGCGCACAAAGGAUAAUAUUUUGGGGUGUUUUACGCGAUCAGAAUCGCCGAGAAAAAUCAUACGUGUGAUAAUUUACGAAGCGUCUCGUUAUCACGAGUUUCCGUGACGGAUUGGCGAACGAUAUCUGGUUUCUUUUGUCCACUGGAGGUGAAAGAGGAAGGCAAUGCCGUCCGACGCGAAGAAGAAACAGCAGCAAAAGAAGAAGGAGGCCGCGAAGGCGAGGCAGUCCGGGAAGAAACCGUCACAGAGUAACAAUCAGACGAAAAUUGCCGACGAUAAUAAGGAUCAGAAUCCGACGUUGGGAGAUUUGCAGAAUGGAACCAACGGCACGGCUAUUAGCGCCGAAGAGGCGUUAUGUCUGAAAUUGGAGGCAGAUGCCAGACUCAAUGCAGAAGCACGUUCGUGUACCGGAUCAUUGGCUUCGCAUCCGCGCAGUCGAGACAUAAAGAUAUCUAACUUUUCUAUUACUUUCCAUGGCUGUGAACUGCUGCAAGACACCAUGUUGGAAUUGAAUUGCGGCAGACGUUAUGGUUUAUUAGGUCUAAAUGGUUCUGGAAAAUCUACAUUGCUAGCAGUGCUAGGAAACCGUGAAGUUCCUAUCCCACAGCAAAUAGAUAUUUUUCAUUUGACUAGAGAAAUGCCUGCAAGCAAUAAAACAGCUCUGGAAUGUGUGAUGGAGGUUGACGAGGAGCGUAUACGAUUAGAGAAGCUUGCUGAAGAGUUAAUAGAUUGCAACGAAGAAGAUGCUCAGGUUUGGUACAAAUUAUUUACAUUGAUAUUUGCCAUAAUCUAAAAACUUUUAUCAAAAAAAAAAAAAAAAA